GAGGCCUCCUUCUCCGCCUGCAGCCCCGUCGCCGCCUGGCCCCCGCCGGCGGCCGCUGCCAUGGACACCGAUAGCCGCGCGGCCGGGGCGCUGCUGGCGCGGGCCCGCACCCUGCACCUGCAGACGGGGAACCUGCUGAAUUGGGGCCGACUGCGGAAGAAGUGCCCGUCCACGCACAGCGAGGAGCUUCGAGAUUGUAUCCAGAAGACCUUGAACGAGUGGAGCUCCCAGAUCAGCCCUGAUCUGGUCAGGGAGUUUCCAGAUGUCUUGGAAUGUACUGUAUCUCAUGCAGUAGAAAAGAUAAAUCCUGAUGAAAGAGAAGAAAUGAAAGUUUCUGCAAAACUGUUCAUUGUAGGGUCAAACUCUUCAUCAUCAACUAGAAAUGCAGUUGACAUGGCCUGUUCAGUCCUUGGAGUUGCACAGCUGGAUUCUGUGAUCAUUGCUUCACCACCUAUUGAAGAUGGAGUUAAUCUCUCCUUGGAGCAUUUACAGCCUUACUGGGAGGAAUUAGAAAACUUAGUUCAGAGUAAAAAGAUUGUUGCUAUAGGUACCUCUGAUCUAGACAAAACACAGUUGGAACAGCUGUAUCAGUGGGCCCAGGUAAAACCAAAUAGUAAUCAAGUCAAUCUUGCCUCCUGCUGUGUGAUGCCACCCGAUUUGACUGCAUUUGCUAAACAAUUUGACAUACAGCUAUUGACUCAUAAUGAUCCAAAAGAACUGCUUUCUGAAGCAAGUUUCCAAGAAGCUCUUCAGGAAAGCAUCCCUGAUAUUCAAGCACAUGAGUGGGUGCCACUGUGGCUACUACGAUACUCGGUCAUUGUUAAAAGCAGAGGAAUUAUCAAAUCAAAAGGCUACAUCUUACAAGCUAAAAGAAGGGGUUCUUAACUAUGAUUUAGGAUCAUAACCUACUGAAUUGUAUUUUCCUUGAAUAUAAGAUUAAAAAAUUGAGAUGUGUAAAAAUCUAAUCACCACAGUGUCAUUGAGGCAGAUAUUCUCUCGUUAUAUUUCACAAUAUGUUAUGUCAAGUUUUGAAUACUUUUCUUGCCUCCAUAUCAGCUCACUCACAUGAACCACUGUAUUGUUUUCAUUAAACUAUUGUUUUCUAAUUGAAAUUGUCUGUAAAGAAAAUACUUGCAAUAUAUUUUUCCUUUAUUUUUAUGACUGAUAGAAAUCAAGAAAUUUUGUUGUUAGAUAUAUUUUGGCCUAGGCAUCAGGGUAAUGUAUAUACAUAUUUUUUAUUUACAAGAAAUUCAUUAAUUGCUUCUUACUCUACAGUAUAACUAAGCAACUUAAUUACAAUUGUUAAAACUGAAAUACUGGAAGAUAUUUUUCCUGUUGAUAAGAUGAUUAUAUCUCAGAGUAAUGGAGUAUCUGGAAUCUACUUAGAAGUGUAAAUAAAAUUCAUUUCUUCAGUACAUGGAUAGAAACAAAUCUUUUUAAGUUUGCUUAAUAACCUUGUUUGUAAUUUACCUAUAAUGAUAUAACCUUGUAUUCUUGUGCCAUAUUUUCUCUUGCUGUUCUUUACAAAGACAAACCAAAGUAAAUCUAAAAAAGAGAUUA
Messenger RNA from Pteropus alecto (black flying fox), 1560 nucleotides. It is a transcript of the gene GCLM, whose product is annotated as glutamate-cysteine ligase modifier subunit. The record is from RefSeq and is a predicted model, not a curated record. NCBI's taxonomy places the organism in Eukaryota, Metazoa, Chordata, Mammalia, Chiroptera, Pteropodidae. The transcript has 7 exons. Gene Ontology annotation, biological process: glutathione biosynthetic process. Gene Ontology annotation, cellular component: glutamate-cysteine ligase complex. The coding region runs from base 61 to 885 and encodes 274 amino acids. Gene Ontology annotation, molecular function: glutamate-cysteine ligase catalytic subunit binding; enzyme regulator activity.